UUUUUUUAACACAUUCCCAUCACGAAAAUACUGCCUACUUUUUAAAACAAUUUUUCCUCAUACAAAAUAGAUCGAGAGAGAAAUAAUCAGGUACAUUCACGUACACCACAAUGGCGGUGGAAAACCGACAUACCUUCACCGUUAACACGGUUAGCGAUAUUUACCAGUUACCGGAAGGUUGUAUAGCGAACAUAUUAUCAUUAACAAGUCCGAGAGACACGUGUCGGUUAUCUGUUGUAGCCACGAUAUUCCGUUCUGCUAGUGAAAGCGACGCCGUUUGGGACCGGUUUUUACCACCGGAUUAUCCUAGACCGGAUUCGAUUGGUUGUUUCGGUUCAAAGAAAGAGCUUUAUUUUUAUCUAUGUCAUCAUCCUCUCUUAAUUGAUGGCGGUACUAAGAGCUUUUCAUUGGAGAAGCGCAGUGGAAAGAAAUGCUACAUGUUAGCUGCAAGGUCACUUGCAAUUGUUUGGGCUGACACUCCUAGGUAUUGGAGAUGGAUUUCCCUUCCUGAGUCCAGGUUCUCGGAGGUUGCUGAGCUUCUUGACGUCUGCUGGUUUGACAUUUCCGGAAAGAUAAACACCUCUAUGCUAUCCCCGGACACCAACUACGCAGCCUACUUUGUGUACACAACGAAAUCCAGGACCUACGGAUUUGAUCACCAAAGCGCAGAGGGUGCAGUAGGGAUUUCGGGGCAUGAAAGGAAAACACAGACGGUAUUCUUGGACCCGGAGGCAGCGCGUAGGCACAUGUACCAAAUCGUUCCGCGGCGGGAGGGAUUCUUCAACCAGAUUGCUGAUAUCCUUAGACGGGAAGCUAAUCCUCCGCCUUUAGAAAAUGAAGCACAAGCACGAUACCCACAACAGAGAAGUGACGGAUGGAUAGAAGUCGAGUUGGGAGAAUUCUUCGUGAAGAGAGGACAAGACGUUGAACUCGAGAUGACCUUGACAGAGGUGAAGGGAGGUAACUGGAAAAGUGGCUUAGUUGUUGAAGGGAUUGAAAUCAGGCCUAAGGAAGGCUAAUGAACUUUGAUACUGAAAGUUCAUUUGGUGUCUGUGCUAAGCCAGUUUCCUGUUGAGGGGCUAAAAGCUACAAGGCAUAAAACCAUUGUGUCCCACAUGGAGAUUUUGACCCACAAAAGUAGAGAUUUGCACCAAGUUUAUCAAGAAAUGGAUCAUCAUGGUCAAGAAAUUGGUGCAAAAAGCUAAGUACUUGUAUAGUGUGUUUAGGCAUUUUAUAUAUUGUUGUGAUCGGUGUUAUGGCGUCCCCUGUUUCUUUUUUAUCAAUAGUCAUUUGUGUUAAAAUAAUUUUGUGGAA
Messenger RNA from Lycium ferocissimum, 1314 nucleotides. RefSeq names its product F-box protein PP2-B10-like. NCBI's taxonomy places the organism in Eukaryota, Viridiplantae, Streptophyta, Magnoliopsida, Solanales, Solanaceae. The record is from RefSeq and is a predicted model, not a curated record. The transcript is spliced from 3 exons. The coding region runs from base 111 to 1019 and encodes 302 amino acids. Gene Ontology annotation, molecular function: protein binding.